AUGAAAAGAUGGAUUAUAACAUUAAAUUUAUUAUUUUAUAUUACAUUCUUAAAUCAAUGGAAUUUUGCAGAAUCUCAGACAGUAAAUGGUGAUUCUACAACACCAGAUUCUGAUGGGUCAACUCCAGUUAAUUCAGUAGAUCCUACUGGUACCAGUGCAGGUCAGGCAAGUCAGUCACCAAUCACUGAAUCACAACCAAAAUCAAGUUCAUCUGCAACAGAUCAAUCCAGUACUGAAGGUACUCCUACUGAUACUACACUCACUAAUCCAGUCACAUCUGUUACCAAGGUCACCCUUGACCUCAAUGCUACUCAAUCUACAACUCAAUUCGACUACACUGAUGAGAACGGUCUAGUUACAUUCACACCUAUGUCUGGCUAUGUGUUCUACAAGGUAUCUCAGGGUACCAAUCUGAUCUGGGAGUCCAAGGGUAAUAUCUUUGGUUCAUUGGUAAGGACUAAUACUAAGGAUGAUGCCAAAUACCUUGCCAUACUCCUCAAAGAUAAUAUGUUCAAGCUGUUCAAACUUGAGAAUAAUGAGUGGAACGAUAUCACUAGUCAGACGUCGGAUAUCAAGAAGUUGAAGUUCUUUGGUGACAAUGAUACUGAGUUAAAGUCUUCGGACUAUACAGUUAUCCUUAUCUAUCUAUCUUAUCAAUACACAUUCAAACCUGGAAUCAACUGUACGAAUAUCAAGUAUGGUGAAGAUGAUGUUUGGAAACAUAGUGAAUAUACUAAAUUUUCAAAAAUCAAGAUAUUUUCAUUGGGACUUAUUACAAAUAGUUUCUUUGUGUUUAAUAAUGAAUUUGAAUCAAAAAAACUGGAUUUUAAACCAACACCCGAACCUGAAGCGAAACCAGAGACUCCAGAACCUGUCACACCUACUCCAGAACCUACACCAACUACUCCAUAUGAGACUAAACCUGAAACUGAAGAAUCUACUAAACCUCCACAAGAACCUACUCAAUCUACUGAAGAAUCAUCAACACAUCAAUCUACUCAACCUGAAACUCCUGAAGCUAAGGAAUCACAGCCUGAAGCUCCAGAUGAUACUAUUGAACCUAAGGCUACUCCUCCAACUCCUACUCCAACUCCUACUCCUACUCCUACUCCUACUCCUACUCCUACUCCUCACUCUCAACCUACUCCUAGUCCAACAACUGUUGAAGACUCCACCUACUCUGAAGAUACUACUACACAAGAGACUACACCUUCACCAACGAAGGUUACUCUUGAAAUUAAGAAGACAGAGUCUACCAGUGAAUUUGACUAUACUAAUAAGAAUGAUGUAGUUACAUACACUCCUAAGGAUAACCAUGUAUUCAGUAAGGUCACUGAUGGUAUCAAGGAUAUCUGGGAAUCCAAAAAUAAUCUAUAUGCUACUUUGGUGGUAACUAACAUUUAUGAUGUUGAGAAAUACCUAGCCCUCCUACUCCAAGAUGAUACCUUCGUGCUAUUCAAUUAUGAGUCUGGCACUUGGAAAGACAUAACCAAUGAUAGAUAUGAUGUUUCUAAGCUUAGGUACUUUGGAGAAGAUGAUGCUGAGCUAUCCAAGACUUCAUACACAGUUAGUAUUGUCGAUCUAUCAUAUACCUACAUAUUCAAUUCUGGAGUCACCUGUAAGAAGAUCAUGCUAGAAGAUGGUGAUGUUUGGACUCAUACUGAUUAUACUAACUUCUCAGAGAUCAAGUCACUUCAGCUAGAUCUUCCAAAUAACAAAUUCCUCAUCACCAAUCUCCAAGAUCUAACAAAGGAAGUCUCUACCAAGGUCACCCUUGACCUCAAUGCUACUGAGAGUACAGAUCAGUUCCAUUACUCUAAGGAUGGUAAUUUUAGAACAUACACACCAAAGGAUGACUAUGUGUUCAACAAGAUUGUGAAGAAAAGCAAGGUUAUUUGGGAGUCCAAACCUGAAGAUCAUGGUCUCAAGGCAGUAUUGAUGGGUUCAGGUAGGAAUGAGAAACAUCUUGGAAUACUGUUGAAGAAUAACUUUUUAGUUCUUCAUAAGUCUGGUAAGAAUAAGCCUUGGGAAGAUAUCACUUCUCAGAGACAUGAUGUCACUAAACUCAAAUUCUUUGGUGACAAUGAUCUUGAGCUCUCCAAGACAGACUACGAGGUUACUCUACAAGGCCUAUCAUAUACGUACAAAUUCAACGAAGAUGUCAACUGUUUGAAGAUCACAUACAAUAAUAAUACUCUACUGUGGACUCAUACUGAUUACACUAAGUUCUCAGAGAUAAAGUCAUUUCAGCUGGAUCUUCCUAAAGACCAGUUCAGUGUCACAAAUACUUCUGAUCAGACAAAGGAUCUUACCAAAGCAAAGAGAACGCUUGUCUCUCUUGAAAUUAAGACCACUCAGAGUACUGAUGACUUUGACUUUAAUUAUUACGAUGGAGUUAUUACAUACACUGCUAAGGAUAACCACCUGUUCACUAAGGUAACUCAGGGUACCAAUGUUAUCUGGGUGUCCAAGGAUGGUAUCCAUUGUACUUUAGUAAUGUCGAAGACUGUUUAUGGUGUUAAAUUUCUAGCCAUGCUCCUGACUAAUAAUAUGUUCAUACUGUUCAAAGGGUCUGAUGGCUGGCAUGAUGUAACUUCUAAGAGACGUGAUGUUACUAAACUCAAGUUCCUCGAUGAGAGUGAUACUCAACUCACCAAGACUGAUUACUCAGUGAGAACUGUCUUCCUUUCAUUUAUUUACACAUUCAAUGAUGAUGUUAUCUGUAAGAAGAUAAAGUUAGGAGAUGACGAGGUUUGGAAACAUAGUGACGAUCCUGAUUAUUCAGAAAUCAAGAUAUUUUCAAUAGGUCUUGUAUCAAACAGUUUCUAUGUCUUUAAUAAUAAAAAUAAAUCUAAAAAACUAGACAUCAAGGUAUCAUUGGACAUAAAUGCUAGUCAGUCUACUGAUAAGUUCGAUAUCAGUGAACAUAAUUCUAUCGUAACAUACAGACCCAAAUCUGGCUACAAACUCACUAAAGUCCUUGAUGGUACCAAGGAAAUCUGGCAAUCCGACACUGGUAAUGAAUGUCCUACUGAAGUAAGGAUUGGAUCCUCUGACGAUGCAAAAUACCUUGCUCUCCUACUGGGUGAUGGUACUUUUAAAUUCUUCAAAAAGGAAUCCGAUAACUGGACCUCAAUCUCAGACGAUACUCUACUUAGAGAGCAUAUUCCUAACUUCCCUGCUAAGUCCCAAACUCAGACUUCAUCUACUACUACUGAAACCAUAGGUACUCCCGCUACAACAACACUUACCAAGGUGACCCUUAAUCUAAAUGCUACUCAAUCUACUAAUGAGUUUGACUUUAAUGAUCAGAAUGGUGUCAUCACAUACACUCCUAAGGAUAACCACGUGUUCAGUAAGGUUGUUAAGAAACCACUAAUUGGUACCACUGUUAUCUGGCAAUCUAAAGAUAAUGUCUUUGGUAGAUUAGUGAUGUCGAUGACUAAGGAUGAUGGUAAACAUCUUGUCAUCCUGCUGACUAAUAAUAUGUUCACAUUAUUCAAUGAGAGGAAGACAAUGAGUGGACCAUCACAAGUAUCAAGUAUGUCACCAAGCUCAAAUUCCUUGGUGAAAAUGAUAAUGAGAUUAAAGCAUCUGACUACAAAGUAA
Molecule: messenger RNA, 3609 nt
Organism: Theileria annulata
Lineage: Eukaryota; Apicomplexa; Aconoidasida; Piroplasmida; Theileriidae
Product: SfiI-subtelomeric fragment related protein family member, putative
Exons: 1
Coding region: 1-3609 (1202 amino acids)
Source: RefSeq, a predicted model, not a curated record